Messenger RNA from Doryrhamphus excisus (bluestripe pipefish), 1622 nucleotides. NCBI's taxonomy places the organism in Eukaryota, Metazoa, Chordata, Actinopteri, Syngnathiformes, Syngnathidae. The record is from RefSeq and is a predicted model, not a curated record.
GGAUUGCUGCAUGGAGUCGGACUAAGACGUUCCUAGGCACUUCAAAGGGCAUUUCUUGGCGGGUUUUCCCUGCUGGUGCCUCGUGACCAAGUAGGUCUAACGAUGGCUAACGGCCGGCUAGCUCGGUAGCUAACACAAGCUAGGCCGAGGAUGAUGUAAACCGAGAUAUGUAUACAAACGAGAGUUACUUGGUAAAGGACCGUUUUACUUGAAGGAGUUACAUUUGAAGGCGUUACAGUUGUCCUUCAUAAGGUGACGUCACACCCACGACGUCUCGGCUUUGGCUUUGGCAGACACGGGAGCUCCCACGGCAGAUGAAAGGGAAACGCAAAUCAGCGACAGGUGUGCGUGAUAACGGAACAAACGCGAGGCGGGCGGGCGGGCGGACACAGGCCAGGAAAAACAGGCAAAGCUACCAAAAUAAGAGCCAAAACCGGAACUAAGACAAACAGGCCGCUGACACAAACCUUUACAACGAUACCUUCUGGAGUAAAAUACGGUGACUUUAUGAAACUAACCUUUACAAGAGUGAAAUGAGGGAUUUGAAGCUCAUUUUAACGAGUGGGAUUUGACCCUAAGGUUGUUGGGUCUGAGUUCUGCGGGUCAAGCCAAGGUGGCAGGCUGCUCUGAACUUCCUCUGAGUGUCCAGCAGAGGGACAUGUGCCGGAAGAGGAGCUUCCUGGUGCCCAGCAUCCGGGACGCGGCCCGACUGGCCAUCAGCGAGUGUCAGAACCAGUUCCGACACGAGCGCUGGAACUGCUCCACUCGGGAACACCCGUCCGUGUUUGGCCACGAGCUGACGAGCGGAACCAAAGAAACCGCCUUUCUGUACGCGGUGAUGGCGGCCGGCCUGGUCCACGCCGUCACGCGCUUCUGCAGCCACGGCAACGUGAGCGAAUGCGGCUGCGAUGCCCGCCUGAAGGGGGCGGGCUCUCCCGCCGAGGGCUGGCACUGGGGGGGCUGCUCGGACCACGUCCAGUACGGGACCUGGUUCAGCCGCAGGUUCAUCGACCACGCCGCCAAGAACGCAUCGACUGGCGCCAGAGGCCACGCUCUUCUCAACAUGAACGUGCACAACAGCGAGGCGGGGCGCCAGGCCGUCGUCAUGACCAUGUCUACCGACUGCCGCUGUCACGGCGUGUCGGGCUCGUGCGGCGUCAAGACGUGCUGGAGGACCAUGGCGCCGUUCGGCCGCGUGGGCGAGUAUCUGAAGGAGCGCUACGAGCACAGCGUCCAGGUGUGGAGGAAGAGCAGGAGGAAGGAGCCCCCUCCGCGGCCCCCGGUGGACAAACACCAGCUGGUCUUUGUCAACAAGUCGCCCAACUACUGCCUGGAGAACCGCCGCUGGGGCGUCUUCGGGACCGGCGGGCGCCGCUGCAACCGCACCUCCAGCGGGGCCGAUGGCUGCAAGCUGCUGUGCUGCGGCCGCGGCUACAACACGCACGUGGAACGCCACGUGCACCGCUGCGCGUGCAAGUUUGUGUGGUGCUGCUACGUGCGCUGCAGGCGCUGCGAGAGCAUGAGCGACACGCACACCUGCAAGUGACCCACGCGGCCACGCCCCCCUCGGACCUCUUCCCAACGCCUGCAAAAUGAGCAUGGAAACUUUCACAAUAAAUGGU